AUGACAUUUUGUCAGCACUAUUUCCAAAGUGGCAAAAGCUAUGCCAGUUCUUCAGGUUUAAGAGGAAAAUCUCUGCUCACAAUUGAGUGGACCAAUCAACAUGGUUGUGGUGAUCGGGAUUUAAAUUGCAAUUUUGUUCUUCAAUAUCGGUGUCAGGAUGACACGAAACAUCAAAAGUUAAAUCACCACACAAUGAGGAAUGGUAAGAACAAUUCAAAUAUUGGGGGCAACUGGAGAUAUAUUCUUGCAUCGGAAUUGCAAUCAUCUAAUUAAUCAAAAGUGCAGAGCUAGAUUUAUUAUAUUUAGUUAAAACAAUCAUUAUAGUGACUAUGGUAUGCUAUAAUCAAAUAACCGUUGAUUCAGAAAAUUAUCUAUCGAUCAAUGCCCAAGCGCAGUUAGGAGAUCAAGCAACGUCUGUAACAGGCUUGUUUCACUCACAAUCUUCUCAUCAGUUUUUCUUGUCAAGAAGACACGAAACAUCGAAGUGGAAUCGCCACACAAUGAGGAACGGUAAGAGAAAUGUGUUACUAACCACGGAAAGAAGGGGAUCAAAUUUAAUGGGCAAUCGAAGAUAUUCUUGCAUCGGAAUUGUAAUUCUCUAAAUGAAUCAAAAGUAAAGAAUUAUUACAUUUGGCUAAAACUUUUAUUAAUGACAAAGGUUUUAUUGCUGUAAUAAAAUAACCUCGUUGCUUCUGAAAAUUAUCUGUCAAUGUUCAAGCGCAGGUAGGAGAUCAAUCCUCCGACAAAUUUCUCAUCAUCUUUUUCUUUCUUAAAUUACUCACCAGAGGGGAAAAACAUAAGAAGGCAAAAACUAAGCUAAGUUUGGAGAAACUAAAAAUCCUAUCAGCAAUAAGCCAGUGGACAGCCGCAUCAGUUUCGGUUUUUCCUUAGUCAGUCAAUAUUAAAGGUUGACCAAAUAAUGACUGGAUGCUUUCAUAAAAUACUAAUAUUAAUACAUAAGUUAUAUUGAGAAAAUUACGUCGUACCUCAAUGCAUGGGAAAAUAGAAAUUGAAAUUCAUAUUGAUUCUUUCAUGUUCAAAUUUGUCACAAAGCAAGAUUAAUUAAUUACGAUUACGUACGAAGAGAUUUUAACAUUAUGCAUUGCUAUAGGACGUCAAACCACCACUCCACAAUACGUCAAAUAUACGUACACUCGGCGCUCGACGAAGAACGGAAGACUGAAUGCUGAUUCAAUUAGAUUUUACCGAGGUCUUCAUGAACCCUGGGAAUGGAUUGAUAAAUGCUACAAAAGAUUUCGUAAUAAAGGUGAGUUCUAUAGGUUUGAUAACAAACAGCCUAAAAUAGCUCACUGUCAG
Messenger RNA from Paramuricea clavata, 1317 nucleotides. The record is from the annotation of a GenBank genome assembly. Lineage: Eukaryota; Metazoa; Cnidaria; Anthozoa; Malacalcyonacea; Plexauridae.